AUGGAUCCACAGCAGCGGUUGCUAUUGGAAUUGUCUUGGGAAUUGGUGCCACGGAGACCCGCGGUGAAUGCAUGUGGAAUAUACAUUGGAAUCCAGCAGAUGGAGUAUGGCAGCCUGAUGGCAUCUCACAACGGAACGCUGGGUGCCUUCUCAGCUACUGGGACUCCCUUCAGCGUGGCCGCGGGCCGCCUGUCCUUCAUCUUUGGUUUCUCGGGGCCGGCAGUCAGCAUUGACACGGCGUGCUCUUCAGCAAUGGUGGGCACCCACAUGGCUGCGCAGCAUCUUCAACAGCACAUGGGAGACGCGCUGUCUGCUGGCGUGAAUCUGAUGCUUGCUGAACGCACAACACUUGCUGCACAAGCUGCCGGCAUGCUAACCCUUGAUGGCCACUGUAAAACGCUUGACAAAGCGGCAGAUGGCUACGUGCGCAGUGAAGCCUGUGUCGUGCUUCACCUUUCAGCCAGCAAUUCCAAAGAUGCUGAAAAUGGGGCAUCCUCUGCACUCAUACAUGAAGGCGUGGUGCUCUGCGGCACUUUUGUCAACCAGGACGGCCGCAGCAGCAGCCUGACAGCACCCAAUGGCCCUGCUCAGCAGCGAGUACUUCGCGGCGCACUGCAGGCAGCUAUUUUGUUGCCAGAGCAUGUGACUGGGCUCGAGAUGCACGGCACAGGGACUGCGUUGGGCGAUCCCAUUGAAAUUGGGGCAAUCACAGCAGUCUUGCCCGGUGCUGGACUGCCGCUGCAGCUCACGGCUGCCAAGUCACGCCUCGGCCAUGCUGAGCCUGCAGCUGGCAGCAUUGGCAUGGUGCACGCAGCUGUCGAGCUGUGUACGGUGCACAGCAGCUCCAUCACAUGCCUAACAACAGUGAAUCCCUAUGUAUCGAGCACGUUUACAGAACUGACAACAAUUGGGCAGCC
Molecule: messenger RNA, 917 nt
Organism: Chlorella variabilis
Lineage: Eukaryota; Viridiplantae; Chlorophyta; Trebouxiophyceae; Chlorellales; Chlorellaceae
Exons: 5
Biological process (GO): fatty acid biosynthetic process
Molecular function (GO): fatty acid synthase activity
Source: RefSeq, a predicted model, not a curated record